UCAGACAACAUUGCAUGGUCCAGUAUAGGUUUAGUUAGCGUUUUAUCACGUAUUUUGGUUAUUUAACAAAAAAUAUGGUUAAGAGGUUUAGUCACGGACUUUGUAAUAGUGACGACAGGUAUCCUGAAAGGCUAGUUGGUGGAGUUCGAUUCGUACCCUUUCCAAAACCGAAGACCCAGUACGAAAAAUGCCUUCGAUGGAUCAAACUUUGUGGAAUACCGCAUCAUCAACUAAAUCCAUCUAAUAUCAACCGGAACACAUAUGUUUGCACAAAGUCGCAUGGAUGCAGCAGACAUGAGCAGGAGGAGGAGGACGAGGAGGAGGCGGGACAAGCUCAGUCAAGUUCAGAUCAGCAAGGAGCCGGCAAAUCCACACUAGCGCUCCCGGACAAGCGACGUGACAACAGUUCCACUUGUCUUCUCUCAUCAAAUUGAACUGAACUGAUUCCCGAAGAAAGGUGAAGGACAGCAGCAAAAAAAAAAAAAAAAAAAAAAAAAAGACAGAUGAGCGAUGUAUCCAGCUGUAAAAUGGACUUUGCUGCUUCUUUUUGGAGGUUUGGUGACACAAGACUGCCGUGCAUCUAAAGCAGAAGACCGCCUCUUCAGAAAGCUUUUCAGGAGGUACAACCAAUUCAUCAGACCAGUGGAGAACGUCUCGGACCCAGUCACGGUGGAGUUUGAAGUCUCCAUCUCACAGCUGGUGAAAGUUGAUGAGGUCAAUCAGAUCAUGGAAACAAAUUUGUGGCUCAGGCAUAUCUGGAAUGAUUACAAGCUGCGAUGGAUGCCAGACGAGUUUGAUGGAAUCGAGUUCAUUAGAGUUCCAUCAAACAAGAUCUGGAGACCCGACAUCGUUCUCUACAACAACGCUGUUGGGGAUUUCCUGGUGGAGGACAAAACCAAAGCACUGCUGAAGUUUGACGGAACCAUUACCUGGAUUCCACCCGCAAUUUUCAAAUCCUCCUGCCCUAUGGACAUCACCUACUUCCCAUUCGAUUAUCAGAACUGCUCAAUGAAGUUUGGUUCGUGGACUUAUGACAAAGCCAAGAUUGACCUGGUACUUAUUGGGUCUAAGGUCAACCUCAAAGACUUCUGGGAGAGUGGCGAGUGGGAGAUCAUUGACGCUCCAGGCUACAAGCAUGACAUCAAGUAUAACUGCUGUGAGGAAAUCUACCCGGACAUCACGUACUCCUUCUACAUCCGCCGCCUGCCACUCUUCUACACCAUCAACCUCAUCAUCCCCUGCCUCCUCAUCUCUUUCCUCACAGUGCUGGUUUUCUAUCUCCCAUCUGACUGUGGAGAGAAGGUCACGCUCUGUAUCUCCGUCCUGCUCUCCCUCACUGUGUUUCUACUCGUUAUCACCGAGACCAUUCCCUCCACAUCUUUGGUCAUUCCGCUGAUUGGAGAGUAUCUGCUCUUCACCAUGAUCUUCGUCACACUCAGCAUUGUCAUUACGGUUUUCGUACUGAACGUGCACUACCGCACUCCCAUGACGCACACCAUGCCCGCUUGGGUGCGCUUAGUCUUUCUUAAAGUGCUGCCGAGGCUUAUGUUGAUGCGGAGACCAACUGAUGAAGACAGCAAGGCCGGAGGGAUGGAGAGCAGUGGGGAGGCAGGAGGAGCUGGAGGGGGAGGAGGAGGCCGAGGAGGAAAGAAGAGGAAGAAUAACUUGACCCAGGCUGUAGGGGGUUCCUUAAACUGUCUGGAGUUCGGGGACAAUACGUUGUCCUCCAGGGAAAGCUGUGCUGAGGUCAAAUGCUCUUGUCCCUGCAAGAAUGGGAAGGAUUGUGCUGAAUCGACGACAACUGGAAAAAAGACAUGCCAGCUGAAUCCACAGAGCAAAAAUUCACUCGUGGCCUUCUCCGUUGUGUCGCCGGAGAUUAAGCAGGCCAUCGAGAGUGUCAAAUACAUAGCUGAGAACAUGAGGAGCCGAAACAAAGCCAAAGAGGUGGAAGAUGACUGGAAGUAUGUUGCCAUGGUGAUUGACAGAAUCUUCCUCUGGGUGUUUGUGACAGUUUGUGUCCUGGGGACAGUGGGCCUCUUCCUCCAACCGCUUUUUGGAUUCGUCUCAUAACCCCUCACCAAUCAGGGUUUACUGCCACCCUGACAAGACCAUUCUGAACAAAUGAUCCAUUUGAAGACAAAAAAAAAAGGUUGACUCUAAAAGCACUCGUUGAUCAGCUCAUUUUGCUUUUUGCAGAGAGCAGCACACAUUUUUUAAUGCCUUAAUUUUAUGCCUAUUAACGCUGCAUAUUAUUUUACCACAAUUACCCCAAAACUAAUACCAUGGUAUAAUGAGGACACCCUCAUAAUUUUUUUUAUAAAUAGUUUCCAAACAAGGCAAUUAUUAAGUUAUAAACCGUCCAAAUUAUUACUGAAGCAAUAUAUGUAAUUUUAAUUUUCAGAUGAACAACAGUGUGGCCCAACAUCUGAAUUGUUCUGGCUUUUGCUGGACUUCUGCACUAUUCUACUUUUAUCAACCUAUCAUGGAGUCACCUGCGCCCAAUUUUUUUCAAGUGUAAGAUACAGUCGUAGAAAUAUCCAUCCAUCCAUUUUCUUAGCCGCUUAUCCUCACAGGGGUCGCGGGGAGUGCUGCAGCCUAUCCCAGCUGUCAAGGGGCAGGAGGGGAGGUACACCCUGAACUGGUUGCCAGCCAAUCGCAGGGCACACGGAGACAGACGACACUCACACUCACAAUCACACCUAGGAGCAAUUUAGAGUGUCCAAUUAAUGUUGCAUGUUUUUGGGAUGUGGGAGGAAACCAGUGUGCCCAGAGAAAACCCACACAGGCAUGGGGAGAACAUGCAAACUGCACACAAGGAGGGCCGGGAUUGAACCCAGGACCUCAGAACUGUGAGGCCAACGCUUUCCAGCUGCGCCGCCGUGCUGCCCUAGUACAAAUAUUAAUUACAAAAGCUGCAAUUAUUUAGAAGUUGCCAAAGGGUGAGGCAGUAGGGCUAAUUACUAUAGACCUGUUUUAGGCUGUCACAUGGAUCGGUAAAAUGCGACACAAAUAAUGCUUCAAAUGACAACUGCGAAUUUGUUGCCGGCUCUGCUGUCCUUUGUGUAUAUUGUAAUUCUUAAUUUAAUUUGCUUGAUCAAACUGCUUGUAAUCCCAUAAAGGGGAUUCUAUUUCCACUUUGCUGUAUAUAUUUUUUUUAUUGCACAUCACAAAGACACCAUGUCACACAGUGCUGUUAGAGGAAACUUCAAACUGUGCUAAAUGUCUUUGCUCAAGGGCACAUCAACUGUCUUCGGGAAGCAGAUAAACAUUUCGUUUUGUCUGUUGGACUUGAAUUGUGACCCUCAGGUUCCAAAGUCUUUCCACGUCAGCUACGGCCACCCCAAAAAUGAUUUAAAACUCACUGACUCGUUAUAUAUUUCAUAAUGAUGUUUUGUCUCAGUGGCCUUUGGGCUGCUUGACUUCUUACUACAUAAUACUGGUUUACUUCAACUGACUUGCUCUCAUACUGUGUUGCAUGUUUCUGUUUGCACAUUUAGGACAAAGUCCUAUUUUUGUUUUGAUUCCCCAUAAAAAAAAAAAAAAAAAAUUUUUUUUUCUCAAGUUUUGUAGGGUGAAAGCUGCAGGUGGCUACUAGUGUAGACUGAAUGUAUGGCAACAAUGGGGAAAUGAAAUCGCAGUGUUUUGAAAUGGUGAACUUGGUAAAAAAUUUAGAAUUCUUAACUAUCAACUGAAAUGAUAUUUUUCUUUUUUUUGUGGGUGGGAGGGUGGUGAAAUUAACUUUGAAGUAGUUUGCAUAGAAAAUAAACUUUGCCAACACCGCUGAUGGUGAAAUUAUACAUACGUAUACUGUAUCAUACUGAAUCAGAUUCAUUUAGCUGCCUGCAGUCAGAGACAAUGAUUCACACAUUUAUCGGCUUUUUGAGUCAUUUUCAUGUAGAGGUCAGUUUCAUGAUGUGCAAGCAAUUAUUGAUUAAAGGCAGACUUUCUCCUUUGUAAUUAGAAUCCAUGCGUUAGCAAAUGUUUGCUAUGAUUCAUUUUCUAGACAUUAAUUGGUUUGCCACAGUAAAUAUUACAUCCAAUCUUCUUGUUUGGUUGAUUCCAAAAUAGCACAUUACAUUUCUUAAUUAAUAUUUUCUAAUCCACUGGUUAUUUAUUCUUAUUUUCACUUGCCACUUUUGAUUAUGUACUUUUAAUGUUCUGUAAGAAGCAGCAUUCAGGAUUCACAUCGCUAUAUUGCAAUAAAAUCUGCAGUUCUGACUGCAGGGAUUACAUUUAA
This is a messenger RNA of Syngnathoides biaculeatus (alligator pipefish), 4237 nucleotides long. It is a transcript of the gene chrna6, whose product is annotated as cholinergic receptor, nicotinic, alpha 6. Gene Ontology annotation, biological process: chemical synaptic transmission; regulation of membrane potential; nervous system process. Gene Ontology annotation, molecular function: transmembrane signaling receptor activity; acetylcholine-gated monoatomic cation-selective channel activity. The transcript is spliced from 9 exons. Gene Ontology annotation, cellular component: synapse; postsynaptic membrane; neuron projection. NCBI's taxonomy places the organism in Eukaryota, Metazoa, Chordata, Actinopteri, Syngnathiformes, Syngnathidae. Bases 511 to 2070 code for a protein of 519 amino acids. The record is from RefSeq and is a predicted model, not a curated record.